CAGCAGCAGAGGGAAAGGGGACGCGGCUCCGCCUAGUCGGCGCCGGGAAACGCGAUCGCCCGGAGCUCGGGCAGCUCCGCUCCCGGGCGGCGCGGCCUCCGCUGCUGCCCUCCCCUCACCUCACCCCCAUCAUCAUCAUCUCUCAACAUCUCAUCAUCAGCUCCUCCUUUCAUCUCAUCGUCUCUUCUUCUUCUUCACACACACACCCGGUCUGCUCUUAACGACGCAGCCAUGGCGCGUUUGGCGAACGCCUAGGGGUUCACGCUCGUGGUCGACCCCAGGUCGCUCAGAGGCUCCCCCCGGACGGACGGGGUGGUGGUGGUGGUGAAAGUGGUGGUGGUGGAGGACCGGGGUUCCUUUUGGACCUGGUUGGUUGAAGGUGCUGCUGGUGGACCUUACUUGGCGGUGGUCCUGCUGCUGCUGCUGGAUCUCCUGGUGGUGGUGGUAGUGGUUGUUGGAUCUUGUGGUGGUCCUACUGCUGCUGCUGCUCCUGGACCUCGUUAGUUUGGACCCGGUGGUGAAAGUCCUGCCAGGUUUGGACCUCUCGUAGCUGAUAUAGUUGGUGGUGGAACCUCCACCUACUAGAUCGCAGUGUUACUGCGGUGCAGUCGGGUGCAGCACAAUACUGCACUUCCUUGACAGCUCGCCGUCUUCACACCAACCUCCCUCCCGACAUUCGUUCCUCACCAUCCACCGUGGCCAUGUCGUGGUCACUCAAGCUGGAUGACCCCGAUGAGUCGGGCCUGGUUCAUGACUUCGACGCCAGUCUCUCGGGCAUCGGACAAGAGCUCGGGGCCGGCGCAUACAGCAUGAGUGAUGUGCUGGCACUUCCUAUCUUCAAACAAGAGGACUCGACUCUUUCAAAUGAGGUCGACUCCAAGCCACCCCCAUUCCAGUACGUGCUGUGUGCUGCCACAUCCCCUGCCGUCAAGUUGCAUGAUGAAACGCUAACCUACCUCAAUCAAGGCCAGUCUUAUGAGAUACGCAUGCUGGAUAACAGAAAAGUGGGGGAGUAUCCAGAAAUAAAUGGCAAGUUUGUUAAGAGCAUAAUCCGCGUGGUCUUCCAUGACCGAAGACUGCAAUACAUGGAGCACCAGCAGCUUGAGGGCUGGAAGUGGAGCCGUCCAGGAGACCGCCUGCUUGACCUCGACGUCCCGCUGUCAGUGGGCAUCAUUGACCCGCGGACAAACCCCUCCCAGCUGAACACCAUCGAGUUCCUUUGGGAGCCCUCCAAACGCACGUCGGCUUUCAUUCAGGUUCACUGCAUUAGUACGGAGUUUACCCCCCGCAAGCACGGCGGGGAGAAAGGCGUCCCAUUCCGGAUUCAGCUCGACACCUUCAAGCAGAACGAACACGCGGAGUACACGGAGCACCUACACUCGGCCAGCUGCCAGGUCAAAGUGUUCAAGCCUAAAGGCGCAGACCGAAAGCAAAAGACGGACAGAGAGAAGAUGGACAAACGCAACCCGCCCGAGAAGGAGAAAUACCAGCCCUCCUACGAUACGACCAUCCUGGCGGAGUGUUCGCCGUGGCCUGACAACUGCUACGUCAGCUCUAGCCCGACAGACACACCAGCCUUCACGCCCGCCCACUCCACCACCUUCUCGGUCACGGAGAGUAACUCGCCUUCACCGACGCACCAAGUGGAACAAGUGUUGGUUGUCCCUCCUCCUCUCGUGGAUCCAUGCAGCUCUUCCCAGCGGCUGUUGUUCAAUGCCACAAUUAAGGAGACGAGCCAGUGGCUGCUACAGAACCGAUUUUCUCAGUUCAGCAGGCUCCUGAGCAACUUCUCCGGGGCCGACUUGUUGAAGCUGACGCGUGAUGACCUUAUUCAGAUAUGCGGAGCCGCAGACGGGAUUCGGUUAUUCAACGCGCUCAAGGGAAAAGCUGUAAGACCUCGGAUGACCAUCUAUGUCUGCCAAGAAUCCCAGCAAGUGUACCAUGCAAUAUACCUGGAUGAGUUGACAGCGAUGGAACUGUCGGAGAAAAUUGCCCAGCUCUUCAACAUUUCCCCGCACCAGAUUAGCCAGAUCUACCGGCAGGGGCCCACAGGCAUCCACGUCAUCGUCAGCGACGAGAUGAUUGCCAACUUUCCUGAAGAGUCGUGUUUUGUGAUCAGCACACUGAAAGCUGAAAACAAUGAAGGCUACCACAUCGUGUUGAAGUGAGGAGGUGCUGCUGCAGCAUGAAGAGGAGCAGGUGGUGGGGCAUGUGGGGGGGGGACUUCCUGACACAUGGCUGCGAGACAAGAGAAGCAACCAUUGUCCUGCAGUGACGAGUUUUGUAGCAUUCAGUCGCCGUACUCACCCUGAAGAGAGAGAGAUCCGUCCAUGCGUACACUUAGCGCGUGAAGCCGUGAAAGGCGUGCACUGCCACGAGAGGUCAAACAAAAUCAUUCCACAGUGGAGAAGGCCAAGCCUCUGAUGUGUCCGAGCUUGCGCCCGUCUUCCUUGGAAGCGCGCUUGGCUUUUCCCCUUGCAGAGUGCUCCAAAGUGCUAUCGAGUGGAGUGACACCUCACAUGCCAGGAUAAAAUGAAGUUCAGAACACAACGACUCGUGUAGGGUGGAUAGGAGAUCAGGGUUAGGUGGGGGAGGGGAGGGUGAGGAGGUAAGCAGGAGGUAAGGAGGAGGGGCUAUACAUCGGAAAGAAUGUUUGGAUGUUUUAUUUUUACGCCUUCUGCCACAUUUCAGCCUAUUUCCUUGGUCACCUUGGUUGGUAAGCAUAGUGAUACAAUGGGGGCAUUUGGAGGAAUACAAGAUCAAUGGCUAUGAUUAUGUUGGGGCACAUGUCGGACUUGUAAUUUCAAGUCUUCCCUUUGCUAAUACUACGUCUCACUGUUCACUCUUUGUGCAUACACCUCGAGAGAGAGUGUGGGAAGAUACCCGAUGCCUUUUUAAAAUUCUGCACAACCUUCAAUGUGUUACCACAAUGAUGGUUAUUGUUCUGGUAUUCCACAUCAUCAGUGCCUUAAUUAUGUCAUUUUGCUUAAACCGCAACACAUUUAGGGGAAUCAGGAGUAUUCUUUUAAACCCACGUUAGUGACUACACAAUCGUCACAAUAAAAUACUGUUUAAAUGCACUAUCUUUUGUAACAUUCCAGACUUUUGCCCAGUCUGAUUGAUGGUUAAGCUUGUGUACUGUGGGUACAUUUGUUCUAGAGGGUUUAAAAUACCGAGAAGAGCCCUUAAAAAGCCCUGUACCUUGCAUCUUGAUUUCAUGCACAACCACGACAACAAACCCUGUGUACUUGACGUAACAGCCCUUUGUUUUCAAGUUAUGAGUGCAAGUCUGGUGUGCAAAUAAAUGCAGGCAUGUUUUA
Molecule: messenger RNA, 3320 nt
Organism: Petromyzon marinus (sea lamprey)
Lineage: Eukaryota; Metazoa; Chordata; Hyperoartia; Petromyzontiformes; Petromyzontidae
Product: transcription factor CP2-like
Biological process (GO): regulation of transcription by RNA polymerase II
Cellular component (GO): nucleus
Molecular function (GO): DNA-binding transcription activator activity, RNA polymerase II-specific; RNA polymerase II cis-regulatory region sequence-specific DNA binding
Source: RefSeq, a predicted model, not a curated record